AGAGCUAGACAGAGAAAACAAAGGCUACGCUUCGAAAAACCACUGGAGAGAGAGAGAGAGUACAGUUUAGAGAGAGAAACAAAAGAAAGAGAGUGUGAAAGAGAGACAUUCUCCCUCACUCGUUACGUCUCUGUAGCUAAUUUUCUUCGACGCCAAACACCUCUCCAGUUCGAUCGAACUCUCCGAUCACUCUUCAACACUGUAUAUUUAUACAUAAAAAACUUAUAUUAUUUUCUCUCCCCCAUUUGCCCCUUUCUUUUUUUUCCUUUCUCUGUAGAGUCGUAAUUUAUAUAGAACCAGAACCCAAUUUUUCAAUGGAGUUGUACGGCCGGAGCGCGGGAAGAAACGGGUCGGAUCGGCCGGCGGAAUGGGUUCCGGCGGGGCCCCAAACAGGCAUCGAAGAAUCAGUGCGGCGUUUGGGGUUUUGGAACAGUGAAAUUUUGUACCCAGAGAGACCAGGCGAGCCUGACUGUGCUUACUUCAUGAGAAAUGGGACAUGUGGAUACGGUAUCAAGUGCCGCUACAAUCACCCUCGAGAUCGCAGCUCGGUUGGGGUAGCUGUAAGAAUAGGAGGAGGGGAGUUUCCGGAGAGGCCGGGGGAACCCGCAUGCCAGUUUUACUUAAGGACCGGGACCUGUAAAUUUGGUGCGUCCUGCAAAUUUCACCAUCCUAGGAAUGGUGGCGGAUCCAUUAGUAAUGUGCCACCCAAUAGUUACGGAUUCCCAUUACGGCCGGGUGAGAAAGAAUGCUCCUACUAUUUGAAAACGGGGCAGUGCAAAUUUGGUAUAACCUGUAAAUUCCAUCAUCCUGAACCAGGUGGCAUGUCAAUGCCAGCGCCUGCACGUCCAUUUUAUUCGACGGUGCAGUCUUCACCAAUUCCUUCACCUGAUCAAUAUGGGGGAUCAUCGACCAGCUAUAGGACUGGAAGGCCUCCUCUAUUGCCUGGCUCAUAUGUGCCUGGUGCUUAUGGUCCUGUGCUACUUCCCCCUGGAGUUGUUCCCAUUCCGGGUUGGAGUCCUUACUCGGGACCUGUAAGCCCUGUAUUGUCCCCUAGUGCUCCACCCACGGUUGGUACAAGUUCUCUGUAUGGAGUUCCACAGCUAUCUUCUUCAGCACCUGCAUUUUCAGUACCAUAUUCCCCCUUACCCUCUACUGGUGACCCUUCAAGUGUUAUCAAAAGGAAAGAGUGUUUCCAAGAGCCUGCACCCGAAUGCCAAUACUAUUUGAAAACGGGGGAUUGCAAAUUUGGUUCAUCUUGUAGGUUUCAUCAUCCACCGGAUUGGGUGUUAUCAAAGGCGAAUUAUCUCCUCAGCCCAUUGGGUUUCCCCCUGCGUCCAGGGGUGCAACCUUGUGCUUUCUAUCUGCAAAAUGGAUACUGCAAGUUUGGGCACACGUGCAAAUUUGAUCAUCCAAUGGGAACAGGAAGAUAUAGUCCAUCAGCUUCAUCUCUUACAGACAUGUCGGUUGCUCCCUACAUGGUUGGGCCUUCUCUUGCUACUAUGGCUCCAUCGUUUUCUUAUUCAGAGCUGCGCCCUGAAUUUAUUUCUGGGUCAAACCCCCAUUCAAGUAGAAUGCCUUCUUCUGGAAACACUUCAAGUAGUUCAGUUGGUUUGAUCUUUUCACAAACUGGUUCCGCAUCACUUUCUGAUGUCCAGCUGUCAAGUCAGAGUACUGCCCCUUUAAGCAUUAGUACGAUAAGCACAAGACAAGGUGGUGAAGUUCGCCGUACAAGUUAGAGCAAAA
Messenger RNA from Camellia sinensis, 1743 nucleotides. RefSeq names its product zinc finger CCCH domain-containing protein 32-like. Lineage: Eukaryota; Viridiplantae; Streptophyta; Magnoliopsida; Ericales; Theaceae. The record is from RefSeq and is a predicted model, not a curated record. Gene Ontology annotation, molecular function: metal ion binding; mRNA binding.